GUCCUAUUCUCAAGCUCAGAUGGAGGUUGUGACCAGCCCCUCCUUCCCCCACUUCCACUCUCCUUUUAUCCUCUCUUUUAUUAACAGGAGCAGUCGGGAACAUGUAGGCUUUGUUCCCCAUUGGUUGAAAUUGCUGUUGUCCUGGCAGCAUUUGUAAACAUUCUGUCUGGGAGUCUUGGAGAAAGGCUGCUGAGAGACUUGGAGGCUUCUUCAGCUAGCGCUGCUAGUAUUUCAAACAAGGAUCUCCUCCUCAGGCCAAAAAAAAAAAAAAAUGGAUGAGACUACAAAGUCCAAAAGUCAGAGGGUAGUAACUAUUGAUGAGAGAUCUCCACACACGGUGACAACAACGGAUACACAAGAUGACAGGAAUGUGACAGAUGCAGAAAAAGACGACGAGACUAUGAUGAAUGCAGCUGUGACUGUAACUGAGGAUAUCAUUAAGCUUGCUGCUCAGUCCUUGGAAGAUAAAAUUAAACACUGCACUGAGCAAAUCCAGUGGAUCACUCACGGUGAAUUCACAGCUGAAAACGGCCAGAGACAAAUUCAGGAGCUCAUUUCUGCUUGUGAGUAUCAUCUUGGCUGGUCAUACAGCACAGAGUUUAUGAGGAAGGAAGAUGUAGAUCAUUCCUUCCACUAUAUCUACCGUGUGAGCUGGAGCCUGUCAACUGCUCAGUUACCCAUGGCAAGAGUCUACGCCAUUGCCUACUUCACUAUCAAGAUUAAAAAAAACAAACCUCCGGAUGCACCUAUUGAUGUCUCUUAUGUAUUCGAAGACCAAGCAUUAGUUCAAAGGUAUGCUUGGAAAAGGAUGCUGAAAAGCUUGCCUCCUUGACAGCUGCCAAUCAGUGUACAGCUGCCUCCACUCCCACCUCAUUCCAGAUACAGGAAGCCAAGCAAGGGAUAAGGUGGGCACUACUUAAAACUCUCACUGAGGGGAACAGCUUCUAUUAAAAAACCCUUCUUCUGUCUGGAGUAACAGGUGGAGCAGGGUGGCUUUUAAAACUGGCUUUCUUAAGGGUGUCUUGGGGCCCUGAGUUAAACAGUUUUGAAGAGGAUGGUUUGGUAAUGGGCAAGCACUUGUGGCUUGCCCUGCUGAGACAGAGAUGUGGAUGCUUCCCCACCUGACUGAUUUGGUGUUUCAGUUUACGGAGUCAAGGAAAGUUUAGCUGAACCAGGUCGGAAGUCACUAAAACCACCAGCAAAUGUGCAUCUCCUUCCCUUCCCUGUGCUCACAUGUGCACUGUUGAGGAAAGCUAAUAAACAUCUAGGAGUGUAUGGUGCUUCAGUGUUCUCAGUACUACUCAUGGCCAUGUAUACUCUCCAAUGCCAGCCAAUACUUUGAUCCCAAAACCUGCAAUCAGUAUCACUGCCGGACCAAUGAAAAGUAUCUAAAGCACACGGUAUCUAAAGAAUCUGAUCUGGAUCAUGAUCCUCUACUCUGCUCCACCAAACAAGUUUCACAAAAGCCAGUAUUGAAAAAUCCUACUACCAAAAUCUGAAAAUCCUUGGAAGUUGGAAACACUUUGAAAGAAUAUGCUCUCACACAACUCAAUUUGUGCCAUACCUUCAAGCUGUAUAUUUGAGAGUACUCGAUUUACCUUUAACCUUAUUGUACCCAGGCUCAGCAGAUCUGUAUUUUAGAUUGGUGUUUGUUCCCGUUUUAGCAGUCUGUAGAUGUUUUCCCCAGCAUCCACCUUAACAGUGAGGAUCUGAGCAAUGUUUGCUAUUUUCUGACACACCACACCCACCAGAGAAUUGAAGGUGAGAGCUUUAGGCCAGACUCAAAAAAUCGACAGCAAACAGCUCUUGGACUUCUAAACUAUCUCCUCCCUACCCUACAGGCAACAUAAGAAUCAAUCAGUAAAUAAGAGAGCAUGUGC
This is a messenger RNA of Cavia porcellus (domestic guinea pig), 1880 nucleotides long. It is a transcript of the gene Akap14, whose product is annotated as A-kinase anchoring protein 14. Gene Ontology annotation, molecular function: protein kinase A regulatory subunit binding. NCBI's taxonomy places the organism in Eukaryota, Metazoa, Chordata, Mammalia, Rodentia, Caviidae. The transcript has 6 exons. Gene Ontology annotation, cellular component: cAMP-dependent protein kinase complex. The record is from RefSeq and is a predicted model, not a curated record. The coding region runs from base 272 to 832 and encodes 186 amino acids.